Symbiodinium pilosum is the source of this 288-nucleotide messenger RNA. The record is from the annotation of a GenBank genome assembly. Lineage: Eukaryota; Dinophyceae; Suessiales; Symbiodiniaceae.
GAGAUCGAGGAGUGGCUAAACCUGCCGGCCAACUCAACGGCAUGCGAGGCUUCUGUUUGUGCCCCGCUGAUGGGGGAUAAUCGUUUCUACCCUCAAGGCCUUCCCAAAGUAUUCGCAUACCUACGCUUCACGUCAGAUCUCCCGCGCGCACGAAAGCUGAAGUCAAACAUUGCCAAGAAGAAGGCGGCGCACGCGCUGCCCUAUCCUAUCCUGGCAUGGAAAGCCUACAGAUCAGCAGAUGAUCUCAGCCGAGACUGGCCUCACCUACAAUGUUUGCCAGGGGUUUAG